CUCAUUAUUCAUUAUUGCCCUGCAAAAGAAAAGAUUUUUAAUGAAAAAAGAAUCCAAAUGAUGUAAAGCGGAGCAUCCCCUUUCCCUCUCUCUCAACACUUUCUCUCUCAAAAAGUUCACUUGCUUGGUUGGACCUCUGCACUUCUUUUGCCUACAAAGAUUGAGAGAUUGCCUUCUUUGUAAGGCGAAAUUUCUGGGGUUUUGCAUGAAUGUGAUUCUGGGAUUUGUUCUGUAUAGCAAGAGAGAGAGAGAGUGAGAGAGGAAGGGAGAGAAAGAUGCCCAGACCAGGACCUAGACCGUACGAGUGUGUAAGAAGAGCGUGGCAUAGUGAAGAGAGGCACCGACCCAUGAGAGGAUCAAUCAUUCAAAAGAUUUUCAGAUGUGUACACGAGAGACACAGCACUGUUACUAAGAAGAAAUCUGAGUGGCAAAUCAAGGUUCCAACUGUUGUCUUCAAAGCUGAGGAAAUAAUGUACUCCAAAGCUAAUUCUGAGGCUGAAUAUAUGGAUCCUGAAACACUCUGGGAUAGGGCUAAUGAUGCUAUUGAUGUGAUCAUUCGGAGGGAUGAGAGUACAGAGACUGGUCCGCUUUUACCUCCUUGUGUUGAAGCUGCUCUACUUCUCGGCUGUGUUGCUGAAAGGACAUCUCGGAGUGAACGAAACAGUAAACCCAGAAAUUACUUACCCGCAAGUACUCAAGAAUUUCACGCUGUGUCUCCCAAAGUGUCAAAUCAAAGAACAAAUGAUCAUAACUCAAACUCCCUGUCUCCCAGUUCUGCAAGCCGACAUACCUUUGGAAGACCUGCACUUAAGAAUUUGGUCACUUUGGCUUCAGAGUCAAACAAACCAGGACUACCUAAAACAUUAACUAUGGGUGCAGUGUAUCCAUUGUAUGAAGGCACCGACUUCCCGCCUAGAGCCUCACCCUCGGGCUUUAAUGGGCCUCAAACUCCUCAAAGCAAUAUGAUUUGUCACAGACCGAUUUAUCCAGAAGUCGACCAUUUCCAGAGUUUUCCCUCUAAACCUGUUGGAAAUGGUGCUCAAAAUGAAAAAACAGUCCUCAGGGGUGCUCCUCAAGAAGAAUGUGAUUUGUCUUUGAGGUUGGGUCAGUCUUUAGACUGUGGUUUGCAUUUGGGGAACACUUCAGUUGGGCCAACUGAUGAUCCCAAUGAAAGAGGCAAGUCCAAGGUUAUAUCUGCUGCUAAUGAAAGAGAAUUUUGCUUCUUUAGAGCAGAAUCUACAAAGGAGCCUUCUAGAUUCUCUAUGAGCUGUUGGGACCCUGAGGUGGAAGGUAGAGACUUGGGUUUGAUUUCCAGGAAGCGUAAAGAAGCUCCCACUUCUAGUCAUUUCACUGGUCAACUAAAAAGACCAGGUUUGUAAACAAUCAACAUAUUCAACAUGUAUGUUGUAUUAUAAAGUUUUGAGGAAGAUUUUUUUUCGGGUGGCCCCCAAUACUCUCAUCCAAGUUCCGCGCAGAAUGCUUAAAUGUGAAGAUUUACAUGAUGUUAGCAAGGAGAAAGCAAUAGUACUAGAUUAGAACAUAUGCUGGAAAGAAGAUACUACGUACUUCUUAGCACAUUAGGGCCAGUUCGGAAUUCGGAUCAAGGGGUUUUGUAAGGGAAGACUUGGAUGGCUGUCUAUAUCUUGAAAAAUACGAGGGAUUGGACUCUACACUAUUUUUCAUCAAAAGUUGGGUUUGCACCUCAUUUUCAAAAUCAAUAAUAUUUGCACCCUAAAGUGGAAAAAGCAUUUAAAAUUGGGCACAAACUCCAAUUUGAAAGAAGAAAAUGGGGCAUAAACUCUGAUCUUUGUGCAGCUAUUGAUGAUUUUGAAAACAUGUGUGAAUUCAAAAUUUGAUGAAAAUUUGAGGUGUGAACUCCUAUUACCCUACAUAUAAUUUUUCUAAAAUAAAUAGAUGGUGAGUGAAGUGUUAAUCACAUACAGGAGUAUGUGUUACUCUUUCACUAUUUAUAAAAUCUUAAAUAUAUGCCAAGAUAUAGCCAUUGUGUCUCCAAAACCCUCUAUGGCUCUAUCCAAGCUGACCCUCACAGUCCACUAACUUAUUACACUCUAUUGAUUGGGGAUGUCCUUCACCAUUGUUUUACAAGUCCGGUGUCACGAUGUUCUAUAGAUUACCAAACAUUUUUUGUUUUGUGCCAUUGGUUAAUGUAAAGUAUUGUAUUAGAGUAUUGUGAAGUAAUUGGUUACAUCACAUGUACAACAUUUGCAAUGGGUUUCAGUGCCAGUCAGGCGGGUUUCUAUAACCAUUUAGUUUUCUAUGUUUGUAACUUUGUACCUUUCAAGUUCCUCUCAUAGUCUCAUUUAACAAAGGAAGCAUUUAUACCUUCG
This is a messenger RNA of Cuscuta epithymum, 2348 nucleotides long. Lineage: Eukaryota; Viridiplantae; Streptophyta; Magnoliopsida; Solanales; Convolvulaceae. The record is from the annotation of a GenBank genome assembly.